AUGUAUCCUCGUGCCGAUUGCAGAAAAGAUCAUGAACUGCUCAUUGCCAAAGUGAAACUAAGGUUUUGUAAUGUCAAGCAACCAUCAGCAACACCAAAAUUUGAUGUCGAAAUGAUCCCUGAUGCCUAUGAUAUAGAAAUAAAAAAUAUAUUUGACUCACUCAAUUUCACAGAAACAGAACCAGAAGAACUAUGGAAAGAUAUAAAAGUACAUAUCAAUGAUGUAGCGCAUCAACUCAUUUCAUACAAGAAGAAGGCAAAAUGGAUGUCAGAAACUAUGACAGUAGUAGCAGAACAACGAAGAAAGGCAAAAAUCAUUGGUAACCGAGAAAAAAUGCAAAGAUUAAAUGUAAAGUUCCAAAAAGAAGCUAGGAAAGAUAAAGGAAAAUUCUGGGAAGAACAGUGCAAAAAAAUGGAAGCAGCAACUCAGAAAGGCCUCAUUAGGCAAUGCUUCACUUAUGUGAAGAAAGCCUGA
Centruroides sculpturatus (bark scorpion) is the source of this 474-nucleotide messenger RNA. RefSeq lists its product as uncharacterized. NCBI's taxonomy places the organism in Eukaryota, Metazoa, Arthropoda, Arachnida, Scorpiones, Buthidae. The transcript has a single exon. Bases 1 to 474 code for a protein of 157 amino acids. The record is from RefSeq and is a predicted model, not a curated record.